This is a messenger RNA of Manihot esculenta (cassava), 2076 nucleotides long. RefSeq lists its product as uncharacterized. Lineage: Eukaryota; Viridiplantae; Streptophyta; Magnoliopsida; Malpighiales; Euphorbiaceae. The coding region runs from base 887 to 1888 and encodes 333 amino acids. The transcript has 6 exons. The record is from RefSeq and is a predicted model, not a curated record.
UUUUAUCUUCAAGUUGUAAUUUCAUUCACUUGGAGUUCUAGUCUCCAUCUUAUUGAAAUUUUCAUAACUAGAGAGAAAAUUUGUGAUCUUAUUCUGUAUUAGUGUAUUAAUCUGUCAUUUUAUUCUUUAUUUCCCCAUAUGCAAGUUGGUAGGUUUCAGAUGGGCUUAUAUUAAUUUUGCAUGUAUUAUUGUUGUUAAAAUGUGUCUGUGGAUUGAACCAACAUUCUUGCAAAUGUCUUUUGUCUGUAAUUCAACUGCUGUCACUUUUAUCUAUAUUAACCCAUAAAUUAUUAUUAAUAUAUGGCUUGAAUUGGGAAGAUGGAGAAUAAUUUUGUAGUUCUAGGUAAUGGCUUUAUUUUGGUCCUUUUUCUGAGGCAGUUUUUUCCGAUCUUUUCCAUAUUAUAAUUCUCAGAUGCUAUGUAUUUUGUGUGCCAUUGCUCAAACUUACAAGUUAUUGUAUUCACAUACCCUGGUAAGAAUGUGAGAGAAGCAAAUCAUUUCAAACUGGAUAUGCGUUGCAUUUCCUUUCCUUUCUGUGCUAGAGUUCUUGAUUGACACAGUAGCUUUAUGUUAUCAUCUACGCUUCAAAAGUGUCUUUGAACUGGAGAUGUAUGACAUUGUGGCUCAUUCAAUGUAGAUUGAAGAACAGCUGAGUAUAGACAACCACAGGAUGUACCAAUACAAACUACCCCCGAGAAGUUAGCUAGAAGAUAGGACUUAUAUGUGAUUUCUACAUGAUUGAUUGUGUUGUCAACUUGUUGGUGGGUUUGUAAGAAGAGUUUCAUUUGAUUGAAGGAGAAAACUAAGUAACGUAGUGAAAGGUUCCAUAUGGCUAUUCGAACAAGAGCAAGCAUUAGGCUUCAGCAGUGUGUCAACAAACAUUCGAAUGACAGUUAUCAAACUGAAAACUGGAGGAUUAUGGGUCCACGCACCUAUUGCUCCAACCAAGGAGUGUAUUCAGCUUGUGAAGGAGUUGGGGGCUCCAGUAGAAUACAUUAUCCUGCCUACAUUUGCUUAUGAGCAUAAAAUUUUUGUUGGUCCAUUUUCAAGAAAAUUUCCACGGGCCCAAAUAUGGGUGGCACCAAGGCAAUGGAGUUGGCCACUGAACUUGCCACUUGAAUUUUUUGGGAUUUUUCGUGCCAAAACCUUAAAAGAUGAAGAUUUAUCUACUCCAUGGGCUGAUGAGAUCGAACAGAAAGUUUUAAGCUCACCAGAAGUUGGAAUUGGACCAUAUGUAGAGGUAGCUUUCUAUCAUAAGCGUUCAAGAACACUAUUAGUAACAGAUGCUGUGAUUUUUGUCCCAAGAAAGCCACCUCAAUGUAUUAGCAAGGAAUCCUUGUUAGCAUCAGCAAAGAAUGGGUUGGCUGUAAAACUUCUGAGUAAAGGAAAGGAGGUGCCUCAGGAACCAGUUGUCGACAAUCCGAUGAACCGUCAAAAAGGGUGGGAAAGAAUGGUUCUCCAGAUAUUGUUUCUUGGACCAUCCAAUCUCUUGGAACCUAAUGCUACUUUUGCUCAAAUGUCACAGAAAUUGAUUGUAUCCCCUAUUGUAAAGACUCUAGUAUUCAGCAAAGUGCCUGAGAAGGUCAGGGAUUGGAUCGAUAGAAUUGCCCGCGACUGGAGAUUCAAGAGAAUUAUCCCUGCUCAUUUUGAUGGUCCAAUAAAUGCAGGCGGGUCUGAAUUCUUAGCAGCAUUUGCUUUCCUAGAUGACCUUUUGGGUGAGCGUGAAUUUACCUGGCCUUCACUUUCUCUUAUUUUCACAUCACUUAUGGGAAAGGCUGCCAGUUACUUCCCUCCUGAUGACAUGAAGACUUUAUCAUCCCUCGAUCAAUUUUUAGUCUCAGUGGGAGCUGUAAAGAAGACCGUCUCAGGGCGAAAAAGAGCAGCAUGACAUAUAAAAUUUAGCUACAGAAUUUUCACCGACUUAAAAAACUUUUAUGAUCAUUGUAUAACACGUUCAUAUAUGAAUAGAAAAAGUGUACAGCUUUGAAUUUUGCUGCCAACAAGUGUUUAGAUAUUCAGGAUUGAUGAUACCCAUAAGGUAAAAAAAUAAAGCAGAAAGUUAUUUUCUUCUUCUAA